AUCGAGAAUGUUUCAAGGCGGGAAGCUGUCCGAGAUGGGAGGCGAAGCGCCGCGGCCAAAUUAGAACGGAUGGUUCUCCGCUAUCAGCUAUGGUCCCACAUGCAUUAAUACGAUGUUUGUUGCAGGACUGGUAAUAGUAACCAGACCCUGCUCCUCUUAAAGGACUCCCCAGCCUUUGCGACCAGCUUUGCGAGGGCCCCGCACCCAUUUGUCCAAACUCAAUUUCGAAAUCCUCUCUUUCUGGCAAACAUUUUGCGCUAGGUCGCUGUUUAAGGGACCCCUGGCCUUGCGGAGCUAGAAACGGAGCCUUGCGUCCUUCGGCGCCAGGUCGCUCCACUGAGUUAUGUGCCAAACGCCGACUGCGAGCGGCUCAGGCGCGGAACUAUGCUUUCAUAUACAGCGAGAGACAAUCGAGGAUCGGGAGCUGGUUCAGAGGGACUUCUCGGACGAGUCUGAAGCGGCGAGCUUUAGCGCCACCGACAGCGGGGACACCUCAUCUGCGGACGACUCGAGCGACUCCUGGCUGGUUGAUGAGUACCUACUCCAACACGGCCUAAGCCGCUGUGUGCCGGUGCGGCUGCUGGGGCAAGGUGCCAUGGGGCGGGUCGAACUGGUACACGUCAGGCCCCCGCCACACCAGCCUGACGCGGCGCCCAUCCUGGCGGCCCGGAAGACGCAGCCGCGCAGCCAGGACCCUCACCUGCGUGCCAAGGAGGACACGGUGUUUGGCCGGGAGCUGGAGGGACUGGCAGCGGGGCGCGGCAGCCCGUUUUUCGUGCGGCAGCUGGCGGCGGCGGCGCACGACGACCGGCAGGAGCUGCUUCUGGAGCUGGCGGAGGGCGACACGCUGGAGGAAGAGCUGAGUGAGGCGCUGAGUGCAGCUCCUCCGGGGCCGCUCAAGCAGUUGCUCCUGGCGCCGGAGCGCAUUGCUAAUGUGGCGGCGUCGCUGCUGUCAGGCCUGGCGGAGAUGCAUGAGCAGGGCCUGGGACAUUUCGACGUCAAGCCGCCUAACCUCCUGCUCACACGCGAGGGGCGGCUGAUGAUUGGCGACACCGGGUGUGCCGCGCGCGCCGACAAGGACGGCAACGUGCAGGCGCCGCUGCCCACCGGCACGCCCGUCUACGCAGCUCCGGAGACCCGCGCGCCGCAGGGGGUCUUCCACGCCGCUCGGGCCGACGUCUACUCUGUCGGCGUGCUGCUGGCCGUGUGCUGCGCGUGGCAUCGAACCACGGGGCGCGUGCUGGCGUGGCAGCGCGGCGAGCUGGCGCUUCCCACCUUCAUUCCCGCACCACUGGCGCACCUGAUUACGCAGCUUACGGCCAAGGACCCUGCUCAGCGCCCCACAGCGCGGCAGGCGCUAGAGCACCCUUUCUUGGCGGGCGUGGACGUGGGCGCGCUGGCGCCACUGCGCUGCCCGGGCCUGCCGCCCAGGUAGCGGGCUGGGCGUGUUGACAGGGAGUGGCGCUGGCAAAGAUGGUCGUCGGCAUGUGUGCAUCAUGUUAGGUCUGUGGUACACGUGUGGGGGAACAAGGCUCCUGCGCGCACGUGCGUAGGAUGAGCUGCGGGACGUUUGUGAUUAACCUUCCUAGUAGGGACAAGGCACCUGGUAUUGGACCAGUGGCUACGUGCGGUGACUCCGAGGCGUAUUAUUGACAUCUCAUGAGCUGCUCGUGUUAAGUGCUAUGUGUACCAAAUUUCUUGGCCUGCAAUUCAGGUUCGCUAAUAGUGAUUCUUUUGCAAGUACGAAGCAUCGAGGGAAGUGGUGUGGCUGUCAGCCUGUGGGCUGUAGAGGUCUGGCAACUGUGAGCCAAGAAGGGCAAUGUGACAUGGAUGUGUCUGCGCACGCAUGGAGUGCCUCGGUGCCUCGGUCGGCAAAUUCUGUGAAUGUCAUUGUCGAUUCGCCUUAGUAGCGCUCCAAGUGCUGACGACGUGAUCAGGAUAAAUGCCACAAUACAGGGCACAUGCAGGGGCACAUGGUUGCGACCCCUAGGGGCUUGCUGGCCUUUGUGUAAAAGCCCUUGUAG
Messenger RNA from Chlamydomonas reinhardtii, 2024 nucleotides. RefSeq lists its product as uncharacterized. The record is from RefSeq and is a predicted model, not a curated record. Gene Ontology annotation, biological process: protein phosphorylation. The coding region runs from base 344 to 1435 and encodes 363 amino acids. The transcript has 6 exons. Lineage: Eukaryota; Viridiplantae; Chlorophyta; Chlorophyceae; Chlamydomonadales; Chlamydomonadaceae. Gene Ontology annotation, molecular function: ATP binding; protein kinase activity.